CGCGUAAUGUCAGCCAAGGGUCCAGGCUCGGAGCCUACACUGGGGAUGGACCCCGUCGAGGACACACUGCGGCGGCUGCGGGAGGCCUUCAACGCGGGGCGGACGAGGCCGGCCGAGUUCCGGGUUGAGCAGCUGAAGGGCCUGAGCCGUUUCCUGCAGGACAACAGGCAGCUGCUGAAGGACGCACUGGCCCAGGACCUGCACAAGUCGGCCUUCGAAUCAGAAAUCUCCGAGCUCUUGCUGUGCCAGAACGAGGUGGACCUGGCCCUCAAGAGCCUGCAGGCCUGGAUGAAAGACGAACCCGCGGGCAACAACUUGAUUACACAGCUGGACUCGACCUUCAUCCGGAAAGAGCCCUAUGGCCUGGUGCUCAUCAUUGCCCCCUGGAACUACCCCGUGAACCUCAUUCUGGUGCCCUUGGUGGGGGCCAUCGCGGCAGGGAACUGUGUGGUGCUGAAACCAUCAGAAAUAAGCAAGAGCACAGAGAAAGUGCUAGUCACACUGCUGCCACAAUACCUGGACAAGAGCUGCUUUGCUGUGGUGCUGGGUGGGCCCCAAGAGACUGGACAGCUGCUGAAACACAAAUUUGACUAUAUCUUCUUCACAGGAAGCCCUCAUGUAGGCAAGAUCGUCAUGACCGCAGCCACCAAGCACCUCACACCUGUCACCCUGGAGCUGGGCGGCAAGAACCCAUGCUAUGUGGAUGACAACUGUGACCCCCAGACUGUGGCCAACCGUGUGGCCUUCUUCCGCUAUUUCAACACCGGCCAGACCUGCGUGGCCCCCGAUUACAUCCUGUGCAGCCCUGAGAUGCAGGAGCGGCUGCUGCCCGCCCUGCAGAGCGCCAUCACCCGUUUCUAUGGAGACGACCCCCAGAGCUCCCCCAACCUGGGCCGCAUCAUCAACCAGAAACAUUUCAAGCGACUCCAGGGACUGCUGGGCUGUGGCCGCGUGGCCAUAGGUGGCCAGAGCGAUGAGAGCGACCGCUACAUCGCGCCCACGGUGCUGGUGGACGUGCAGGAGACGGAACCAGUGAUGCAGGAGGAGAUUUUCGGGCCCAUCCUGCCCCUGGUGACCGUGAGGAGCCUGGACGAGGCCAUUGACUUCAUCAACCGGCGGGAGAAGCCGCUGGCCCUGUACGCCUUCUCCAACUGCAGCCAGGUAGUGAACCAGGUGCUGGAGCGCACCAGCAGCGGCACCUUUGCAGGCAACGAAGGCUUCAUCUACCUGACUUUACCAUCCCUGCCACUGGGGGGAGUUG
This is a messenger RNA of Castor canadensis (American beaver), 1261 nucleotides long. Lineage: Eukaryota; Metazoa; Chordata; Mammalia; Rodentia; Castoridae. The record is from RefSeq and is a predicted model, not a curated record.